UGUCGGGAGUGCUGGUAUGUGGAGAUCACAGUGAAAAAUAGAGAGGGAAGUAUCUCUGAGGUUUUGGAGAGAUUCUUCAGCCAAGCAUAACAUUGCACAAAAGGCACUGGAUGAUCAUAGCUAAACAAUGUCUAGACUAUGUGGAGUUGUCCAUGCAAAAUGGAUAAUAAGGAAACUAAUUGGAACCAAAAUACAUAAAACUGCCAAAGUGAGAGUGACAAGGCUUGUGCUGGAUCCUUAUUUACUAAACUUCUUUAAUAAGCGAAAAAUUGAUUUCACUCAUGAUCCAUUGCAGCAAUGUGCCGUCGGAGACAUUGUUCUUCUAAAAGCUUUGCCUGAGCGGAGGACCAAAAAUGUGAAACAUGAACUGGCUGAGAUUGUUUUCAAGGUUGGAAAUGUCAUAGAGCCAGUGACUGGAAAGGCCUGCGCAGGAACCAGGUUCCUGGAUAGUCUAACAGACUCAGAAAGUCUACCUGAGGCAGACACCACCUACCUAAGUGAAAAGCUCCAAGAACUAAAUGUUUCCUCAACAAAGAAAUAA
This is a messenger RNA of Chelonoidis abingdonii (Abingdon island giant tortoise), 541 nucleotides long. The record is from RefSeq and is a predicted model, not a curated record. Lineage: Eukaryota; Metazoa; Chordata; Testudines; Testudinidae.